Molecule: messenger RNA, 678 nt
Organism: Ambispora leptoticha
Lineage: Eukaryota; Fungi; Glomeromycota; Glomeromycetes; Archaeosporales; Ambisporaceae
Source: the annotation of a GenBank genome assembly
AUGAUAUCAGAUACCACCUCAAAAAGAGAUUUAUCAAAAGAACUACUUGAAAUCUACAAAAAAGGAUGUGAUGCCUACGAAGAUGACCGAGUAAUAGAAGUAGAGGUAAACUCAUGGUUCACAACGCAUAGCGAACCACCAUCACAAAUAUUCAAGAUAGUAUUCGAACGAAGUAAGGACGAAACAGACUACAAAACGCUUCUCGCGUUCAUGUAUUGCCUAGGGAUAGGUACCGAAAUUGAUAAAUUUGAGAUGUUUCGAUAUUACUUGAUGGCUGCGGAACAAGGGGAUCCAGUUGCUGCGAAUCAAGCAGGAUGGUGUUUCUACGAUGGAGUAGGAACACGCAAGAAUCCCGAAAAGGCUUUUCACUGGUUUCAACGUUCGGCAUAUGGUGGUUAUGCGCUGGGAUUGGAUGCCGCCAAUGAACUCGGAUAUUGUUACCAACUAGGAAUCGGAACACGAUCAAACAAAUAUAAAUCAUCGCUUUGUUAUCGAACAUCUGCCUUUGGGAGUUAUCAAGUGGGAAAAUAUAAUUAUGCGUAUUCUUUCCAUAAUGGGUUUCGUGGAUCGGUGGAUAAACAUCAGGCGAUAUAUUGGUAUCGACGAGCAUUUGAUUGCGGAUACGGGGAUGCGAAGAAACAAUUAGAUUAUCUUUUUAAAACGAUGCAUUUGAUCUAG